AUGUCGAUCGGCCAUUUCGAUGCCAGCCACUCGGCUGAGGCGCUCUCGAUCCUCGAGGACGAGGGGCAGUCGCUGCUCGGCAGGGCGCACAAGGCGCCUAUGGCUCUCCCUCUCUCUCCCUCGCGCUCCCAUCACCGUCGCUCUCGCUCGCUCGCGCGGCGCGAACUCGUCGAGUUUGCCUUUGCGCCGCUACUGCCGGACAAGGUCGCACGCAAGCUGGUCGAGCGCUUUCCAGAGGGUGCGCUCCGGGAGGGCGUCGUAGGCUUCGAUUCCUUCGCGCGGAGCGGCGAGGCAGUGCUCGGCGCCUUUGGCGACUGGUACUCGCUGCUGGUCCACGCGGCCGAGUGGCGGGAGCUGUCUCUGCAGCUGCUCGCGUCGCUCUCUCGCGAGCUUGGCGCGCUCAACUUCGAGCUCUCGCCGCUGGCCGUCGGAGGGUACCUCGAGCUCGCGUGCCAGCACGCGCGGCUCUUCCUGCUGCUCGGCUCGGUGCUGGCGGGCCCAGACUCCAAGGGCCGCCUCGCCGCCGCCGCCUACUGCCGCAUGCACCAGCUGGUCCGGCUGUCGGAGCCGCCAGGCUGGCUGGACGUGUCGCGCUUCAUCGUCGAGUUCGAGCGGCCACUCUCGCGGCUGCAGGCCGACUUCACGAGCCGCGUACGGCUGCGCGUCGCGGACGCCCUCCCUUCGGUCAACCUUCUCGGAAGCUUCCUCCAGGCCUACCUCCGCUCGGAGGCGGAGAGGAGCUCGGAGGAGCGAGACGUGGCACACGAGCCGCCGCCGCUGCUGGCGCGGCUGGGUCGAGCCGGCGCCGUCGAGCUGCUCGUCGCUGUCCUCCGCGGCAUGUACGUCCUGCCCGUGUACGCCGACUACUCCAUCCUGCCGCACACCGAGUUCGAGGCGGAGGCCAAGGCGAGCCGGCUGCCGACGCUGGUGGCCACUCUCCAGCUCACCCGCGCCGAGGUGGAGUGGUGGGUCUCCCACGCGGGCGCCGCGCCCAAGGAGGUGCCUCUGCGCGAGAGGGAGGCGCUGGACCGGUCGCUCUUCGACCCGGCCACCGUGCAGGCGCUGCUUCGGUACGCGUGCUUGCUUCGCCGGCUGGUGCUGCGCGAGGCGCCCGUCGUCGCCUCUUCGGCCGGUACACGCCUCUCCGUCGCCCGGCUGCACGUGCUCGAGGAGCUGCUUUCCCAGCUGCCGCGGGAAAAGGCGGCGCUCCCUCCCCGCGCAGAGCUGCUCCUCUCCGAGCUACCCGUCCAUCUGGCCGCCGCCGCCGCGCCCGACGCGCAGCUGCAGGGCCUCCGCCUCAACGUGCUCCGGCUGGUGUAUGAGCUCAGCGCCGCGCCGUGCGCCGCGCUGCUCCGCCGCGCAGAGGCGUUGCGACAGCUUUUGCCGGAGCUGCACCGGCUCUCCCUCCUCUCGUCCGCGAUCGACCAGCCGCAGCGGCUGGUCGACGAGGCGUGCGACCUCUCCCCUCUCUUCGCCUCCGAGGCAAAGUUCAUGCAGGCCGUCUACGCGGGCGCUCUCUCCGCCCGCCCCUCCGACUGCGUCGCCUUGCUCGAGCUCGCGUGCGCGGGAGGCGUCCGCCGCCCUCUAGUGGACGAGUGCCUCGGCCGACUCA
Molecule: messenger RNA, 1612 nt
Organism: Emiliania huxleyi CCMP1516
Lineage: Eukaryota; Haptophyta; Isochrysidales; Noelaerhabdaceae
Exons: 15
Biological process (GO): cell morphogenesis; cell migration; cell projection assembly
Cellular component (GO): SCAR complex
Source: RefSeq, a predicted model, not a curated record